Messenger RNA from Rotaria sp. Silwood1, 588 nucleotides. NCBI's taxonomy places the organism in Eukaryota, Metazoa, Rotifera, Eurotatoria, Philodinida, Philodinidae. The record is from the annotation of a GenBank genome assembly.
AUGGAUUGUGUUCUUGCAGCUGCUCUUAACUCCGAUGGUCUAUUUCCUUCAAGAUCAUUUAUUGAUCAAUGUUGUUUUCAAAAUGCUCACUUUGCUCGAACAUAUGAUGAAAAAAUCUAUGAUAUUCGAGCUUUACCUUCGAAACAUUUAGCUAUUGUAUGUUGUAUGGAUGCACGUGUUGACCUGUUCCGUAUUCUUGGAUUGAAUCCUGGUGAAGUGCACAUAAUUCAAAAUGGUGGUGGUCGUAUUCGAGAUGCUGUUCGUUCACUUAUUUGUAGUCAAGCAUUAUUACAAACAAACGAAGUAAUGAUCAUUCAUCAUACUGAUUGUGGUUUUACUUAUUUUUCAAAGAACACACAAAUUUUGGCUUCCCUCAAGGUGAGAACAGGAACAAGAAAAGAACAACUGAGUGCCUCACAACUAUCGUAUCACGAAGACAAUUCUGAUUUUAUGCCAAUUACUGAUUUAGAACAAUCAGUUCAUGAUGAUCUUGCUGAAUAUAAACAAUAUCCAUUACUUAAACAAGAUAUUAUUGUUCGAGGAUUUUUAUAUGAUACAAAAACUGGUUUACUCAAAGAAGUCAAAUGA